Molecule: messenger RNA, 492 nt
Organism: Nymphaea colorata (pocket water lily)
Lineage: Eukaryota; Viridiplantae; Streptophyta; Magnoliopsida; Nymphaeales; Nymphaeaceae
Product: agamous-like MADS-box protein AGL61
Exons: 2
Coding region: 1-492 (163 amino acids)
Biological process (GO): regulation of transcription by RNA polymerase II
Molecular function (GO): DNA-binding transcription factor activity, RNA polymerase II-specific; protein dimerization activity; RNA polymerase II cis-regulatory region sequence-specific DNA binding
Source: RefSeq, a predicted model, not a curated record
AUGGAAAGGAUUGAAGAUAAGCAAAAGAGGCACGUCACCUUCUCCAAGAGGAGGAAUGAUCUCUUCAAAAAGGCGGAAGAGAUCUGCUCUCUUACACGUGCCGCCAUUGCCAUCAUCUACUUCGGUGAAGCAGGAAACCCAUUCACUUUCUGCCAUCCUACUUCUACGGAUAGCCACCAGCAAUUCUUGCGGCAGUACUAUGGGAGUUCCAGUGGCUGCACCAUCACUGCUGCUCCUUCCCAAUCAGCACCCGUGCCACCAUUGCCAUCAUCUGCUUCAGUGAAGCACGAAACCCCUUCACUUUCUGCCAUCCUCCUUCAGCAGAUAGCCACCAACAAUUCCUGCAGCAGUACUAUGGGAGUUCCAGUGGCUGCACUAUCACUGCUGCUCCUUCCCAAUCAGCACCCGUGGGUGAAGCCAAAUCGAUUGGAGAAAUUGUGCCCGUCUCAAGUUGGGAGGAUGAAAUCAGCAAGAAAUGAGGUUGCAACCUGA